This is a messenger RNA of Anisakis simplex (herring worm), 555 nucleotides long. The record is from the annotation of a GenBank genome assembly. Lineage: Eukaryota; Metazoa; Nematoda; Chromadorea; Rhabditida; Anisakidae.
AUGUGCCGGUAUAUAUCCUGUCCGUAUGGUCAGCUGUGUAUGAACGGAAUGUGUAUGGUCACCGGAACAUCCGGCUCUUUGUCGGCACUUGGUGGGGGUUUGGGUACUUCAGCUAAUAGUUAUGGAGCUUAUUCAAACUAUAACUCGUAUGGUAAUUCUCAAUACAGUACUGGAUUGGCUGGAUAUGGUGCAAUGCCCAUGGGAAAUAAUCUACUUGGCGGAGGGAUGGCACCGUCGAAGUUCUGUACGUUGAAUACGGAUUGCUAUACAGGACAGAGUUGUGCUUACGGACGAUGUGUUUAUGAUACAAUUGUGAACAAUGUUGGAGGAACACAGCCGUGCAAUCUGUUGCAACAGUGUUUGAACGGACAGAUCUGUGUCAACGGAUUUUGUUCACAAAGUAAUGUGGUCUUCAGCGGCAGUCAAACUCGACCAGCUACCACCUCUUGUGCCAGUGGAGCGAUAUGCCCAAUUGGACAGUACUGUCUUAAUGGUGUUUGCAUUCAGAAUGCUUUUGCUUCAACUUUUGGUGAGUUUUCUAUUGUUUUCACUUGA